UUGUUAUCUAAAGAUUGAAUUUUUGUAUAACCAUCUCAUAAAAUGAUCAAUUUUGAUUGAUUUUUGGAUAGAUUUCUUUAUAUAUUUUUUGGAAAUAUUUAAAACAAUAAAUUCAUUUACCGUAAUUUUUAUUUUGACCAGAGAUACACAGGUCAGUUUCAAAAAUGGCUGGACUCCUAUCAUCAGCUUCUGUGCAAAUCUCCGCCAAAGGUCCAAUCUUUUGCUCCUAGCAUUUGUUUCGUCGUUGUUCUUUGUAUGAUUCGAGGCAGGUUUGGAAAGUUGCAGAUUAAACAAUCUUUCGCAGCACCGCAAGGGAAGAAGUCCGUACAUUUCUUUGGUUGCAAAGUCAAUGCGUGCGUAAGUGCUUCUAUGAAACCAACGGAGAAGCAGGUCUGGGUAUGGACGGAGAAGAAGGAGGUGAUGACUGCCGCCGUCGAGCGGGGUUGGAAUACUUUUAUAUUUCACCAUCAGAACCGUGACCUCGCCCUUGAAUGGUCUUCUACUGCAUUGUUGUUUCCUCUCUUCAUUGAGGGAGAAGGGCUUUUUGACGGUGAGCAUUCCAAAGUAGCUGCUUACUAUGAGAUUUCUUCCCCUGAGCAGCUACAGAAGCUCCAACCUUUCAAUGAAGAUGUGGAAAAUGUUGUCGUUGAUUUGUUAAACUGGAAGGUGAUACCUGCGGAAAAUAUAGUGGCAGCAAUUCAAGGCAUGAAGAAAACAGUAUUGGCUCUCUCUAAAACACCAUCUGAAGCUAAAAUAUUUUUUGAGGCCUUGGAGCAGGGUUUGGGUGGUGUAGUUUUGAAAACUGAGGAUGCUAAUGCCAUCCUUGAGCUAAAGGCUUAUCUAGAUAGAAAAAACAGUGAGGGGAGUCUUUUGGAAUUGACAAAAGCUCGUGUAACUAAUGUUCAAAUGGUUGGAAUGGGAGACCGUGUUUGCGUUGAUCUCUGCAGCCUGAUGAAACCCGGUGAAGGCCUCCUGGUUGGAUCCUUUGCAAGAGGGCUCUUCCUUGUCCAUUCAGAAUGCUUAGAGUCAAAUUACGUUGCUAGCAGGCCAUUUCGGGUUAAUGCAGGCCCAGUCCAUGCCUAUGUUGCUGUGCCAGGGGGAAAGACUAGCUACCUUUCAGAAUUAAAAGCUGGGAAAGAGGUUGUUGUAGUUGACCAAGAAGGGAUGCAGCGUACAGCCACUGUUGGUCGUCUCAAGAUAGAGACUAGGCAACUGAUCCUCAUCGAGGCAAAGAGAGACGACGAAGAUCAAGGGCAUUGCAGCAUUCUGUUACAAAAUGCCGAAACUGUUGCUUUAGUAUCGCCUCCAGGAGCUGGACGUCAAAGCAGAGCAAUCCCAGUUACCUCACUGCAAAUAGGCGACGAGGUUCUUCUGAGACAGCAGGGAGGCGCCCGGCACACCGGAAUAGAAAUAGAAGAAUUCAUAGUUGAGAAAUGAAAAUUCCAACUAACAGGUUAAUACUACUGGUUUUGUAUGAAGAAAAGAAAGAACAAAAACAUGUUCUUUUCA
Messenger RNA from Andrographis paniculata, 1509 nucleotides. RefSeq lists its product as uncharacterized. Gene Ontology annotation, biological process: aromatic amino acid biosynthetic process. Gene Ontology annotation, molecular function: 3-dehydroquinate synthase activity; oxidoreductase activity. NCBI's taxonomy places the organism in Eukaryota, Viridiplantae, Streptophyta, Magnoliopsida, Lamiales, Acanthaceae. The record is from RefSeq and is a predicted model, not a curated record. Bases 256 to 1437 code for a protein of 393 amino acids. The transcript has 10 exons.